Molecule: messenger RNA, 255 nt
Organism: Vicia faba (fava bean)
Lineage: Eukaryota; Viridiplantae; Streptophyta; Magnoliopsida; Fabales; Fabaceae
Source: the annotation of a GenBank genome assembly
AUGGUGAUGGCUUCGUUGGGUGUUUCAAGCGGAGUCAAAUAUCAUGUCGCCAAGCUCGAUUCGGAAAUCGGUGACUUCCAGAAGCUUCUUUUUACUAGAACACUCAAACUCAAGAAACUUGGUAUUCCUUGCAAGCAUAGGAAGCUAAUAUUGAAACAUGCAUACAAGUACAGGCUGAAAGCUUCGCCUCUCUUCUCAAGUUCCAACUUGAAGAUGCGGUUGAGAAAGAAGAGUUUCAAGAAGCGGCCAAGUUAA